Macroventuria anomochaeta is the source of this 1797-nucleotide messenger RNA. RefSeq names its product 4-coumarate-CoA ligase-like protein. Gene Ontology annotation, biological process: secondary metabolic process. Lineage: Eukaryota; Fungi; Ascomycota; Dothideomycetes; Pleosporales; Didymellaceae. The transcript is spliced from 5 exons. The coding region runs from base 123 to 1790 and encodes 555 amino acids. The record is from RefSeq and is a predicted model, not a curated record. Gene Ontology annotation, molecular function: CoA-ligase activity.
CCGCGUCGGAGUCUGGCGUUGCUGGUGUAACUGCCGCAAUGUCCUCCAACUUUCUUGCUAUCCUUUCUGAUUUACUAUUCGACCCUCCCUAAUCCAGGCAGUCACAAGCUCCAACUUUCAGCAUGCCUUUUGAAUCCAAGUUUCCCAGUGUACCAAUCCCAGACGUGGAUCUCUGGGCAUUCCUGUUUGAGAGGAAAGAUAAGGGUUUCUCUGAUGACAAAGUGAUCUACUUUGACCCAUACACAAAGCGAUCAUACACAUAUGCCCAGGUCAAGAGCACAGCCAUCGAAUUUGGCAAAGGCCUUAAGGGUCUGUGGGAUUGGCAGAAGAACGAUGUCCUGGCACUCUACACACCGAACUGUAUCGACACGCCAGCAAUUACAUGGGGUUGUCAUUGGGCAGGAGGCAUCCUGAGCCCUGCGAACCCCAACUACACUAUAGAGGAGCUCGCAUUCCAAUUGAAGGACUCAGGUGCGAAGGCAGUUGUCACUCAGCUUCCAUACAUCAAGAAUGCGCAAGCAGCAGCGAAGCAGGUGGGCAUCCCGCUUGACAGAGUGAUCAUCAUGGGCGACCAGAAAGAUCCAUCAUACACAGUCAAGCACUUUACAAGCAUCAUCAACACCGCAGGUUCGACAAAGUGGCAGCGUACCAAGGUGAAGAACCCGGUAGAGGAUUUGGCUUUCUUGGUGUACUCGUCCGGAACUACAGGUCAUCCUAAGGGUGUCAUGCUUACCCACCGUAACAUCGUCUCCAAUACGAUGAUGAUUAAGGCUGCAGAGGCGGGCAACCUGCAACCCACAGGAGGGCCUACUGGCGAGGGUGACAAGCUGUUGGCUUUCUUGCCCUUCUUCCACAUCUAUGGUCUCACAUGUAUGAUCCACCAGAGUAUAUACUCUGGCCUGCAGCUCGUCGUCAUGCCCAAGUUCAAUCUCGAAGACUUCUGCCGAUUGAUUCAGGAGCUGAAGAUCACAUUCGCCUACGUCGUCCCUCCUGUUGUCCUGCUUCUCGGCAAACAUCCUGUUGUGGAAAAGUACGACUUGAGCACAAUACGCAUGAUGAACUCCGGAGCGGCGCCACUGACAAAAGAGCUGGUGGAUGCGGUCAACAAGAGACUCGGGAUACCCAUCAAGCAAGGAUAUGGUCUUUCGGAGACAAGUCCUACCACCCACACCCAGCCAUGGGGAGACUGGAAUAGGACCAUCGGCUCUGUAGGCACGCUUCUGCCCUACCAGACAGCGAAGUACAUGUCCCCAGAAGAGAAGGAGCUGCCUACUGGCGAAGUUGGCGAACUCUGGAUCAAGGGUCCCAACGUGUUCAAGGGUUAUCUCAACAACCCUGAAGGCACCAAGAAUGCUUUGACACCAGAUGGCUACUUCAAGACUGGCGAUGUUGGCUACCAGGACAAGGACGGUAACUUCUUUAUCACAGAUCGUGUUAAGGAGCUUAUCAAGUACAAGGGCUUCCAAGUACCGCCAGCUGAGCUUGAAGGCCUCCUUGUAUCGCAUCCUGGAAUUGACGAUGUUGCAGUGAUAGGUGUCUAUGAUAAGGAACAGGCGACUGAACUGCCCAGGGCAUAUGUUGUACCGAAAGGUGGUCUGGGUAAGGGAGAGGAUGAAGCGAAGGAGAUCGUCGACUGGCUCGGCGCGAAGGUCGCACACCACAAGAAACUGAGAGGUGGUGUGCGAUUCGUCGACGAGAUUCCGAAGUCAGUCUCCGGCAAGAUCCUGAGGCGAGUGCUCAAGUUGAAGGCUGAAGAAGAACAAGACAGCCUUUCGAAGGCGAAGCUGUAGAUGUCCA